AUGGCGGCUCAAGUAUAUAUUCCACCAGAUCUUACCGACGACCGCAAGGCUCACUCGUUUCAAUAUCGCGACGGGAACCUGAACUCCGUAAUUCUCUACGCACUAUUGCAUGGCAUAUACACCGGAAUUCUUGCUGUAACGUUGUGGAACAUAUUCAUUAAUAAACGCUGGUUGAUCCGACGAGCCUUGGUCGUCGUUAUUAUUCUCCUCCAUGCUCUGACUACUAUCAAUUUUGCUUUCAGUUGGUCAUAUAUACAAUACGCAUUCAUCGAGAACGGGCAAAGUUUUUGGACCGAAUAUUUGAAGCUGAGUGUAGCCCCAGCAACCGCUUUGGAGACCGGUAUCACAUCGUCCGCGAGCACCAUUCUCGCGGACUUAUAUAUGAUUUGGUGCUGCUGGAUGGUUUGGGGACGGCGCUGGCCUAUUGUUCUACUUCCAAUCCUUACCCUAAUCUCUGCAACUGUGUCGAAAAUCUUUCAAAUAUAUCUUGUAUACUUCAGUGAACCGUACGGAAUAUUCCCUAUGCUCUACUUGUCCUGCAUCCUGGCAACGACACUAUGGUGCACACUGCUCAUAAUUUUCCGCAUUCUGACUGUUACCGGGGUUAGACGCGGAGUAGGCGGCCGACUGGGAGGUUUUCACCGUUUUAUUGGAGUGCUAGUCGAAUCCUCCGCUCUCUAUUCGAUAUCUUUGAUCCUAUCUUUGGCAUCCUACAUUCGCAAUGAUUCUAGACUGUAUUACUUUGGUGUCAUAGCCGGUAUCGCGAAGGGAGUUGCACCCACACUCCUCAUCGGCAGAGCAGCAGCAGGACACACAUGCCCAAAUGAAGAACAUGACAAAACUUCGCUGGUGUCUGCCAUUCGUUUCCAGAUGUCUUCUCAACCAUCUCAACCUCCACAAUCAUUCGCUUCAAGCUUUCAGGAAUCCACCAGGCAUAGCGCAGUCCUUGAAAUGGACAUUGAAGCCCAGCUGGAGCGGUUAGACGAGCUUGUAGUAGUUGUUGAAAGGGCACAAUAGAGCUCAUGGCGAACGUCUGAAUGUCGGGCUUCAGAGACUUAUGGACUGUCACAGUCUGUCUUUUGUUGUUGUAUUCUUUUUAAUUAUCCUGCUUCACCUCGUCUAUUUUUCGAUCGCUUAUAUAGUGCAUACAUACCUCUCUAUAUAUUAUCACUUUAAAUUUUGUCUUAUUAGUCGCCUAUUGUAUGCAUAUAACUCUUCAACACGCAUCUCUGCUUUGAC
Molecule: messenger RNA, 1239 nt
Organism: Desarmillaria tabescens
Lineage: Eukaryota; Fungi; Basidiomycota; Agaricomycetes; Agaricales; Physalacriaceae
Exons: 6
Coding region: 1-1017 (338 amino acids)
Source: RefSeq, a predicted model, not a curated record